Ilyonectria robusta is the source of this 1416-nucleotide messenger RNA. RefSeq names its product S-adenosyl-L-methionine-dependent methyltransferase. Lineage: Eukaryota; Fungi; Ascomycota; Sordariomycetes; Hypocreales; Nectriaceae. The record is from RefSeq and is a predicted model, not a curated record. Bases 23 to 1045 code for a protein of 340 amino acids. The transcript has 8 exons. Gene Ontology annotation, molecular function: methyltransferase activity.
UAUCAAGAGCAGCCUACAACAUAUGGCUGAAGAAACCACUCAGGAGCGGGGUCAGGACCCGCAGACUCCAGCGACGCAAUUGCAGGGUCUAUUAGCUGAGAACCCUUUGCAGGUGGAUGAUGCUUUGCACGAUAAUGACUCUACCUACAAUGCUUCAGAUGGAUCUACUAGCUAUCUGUCAUCUCUGAACUCGAGCGUUAACGGGCGUCGAUACCAUGCAUUUCGCGCGGGCUCCUAUCUAGUGCCAAAUGACGACGAAGAGCAAGACCGAAUGGAUUUAGUACAUCACAUAUAUAGUCUGGUACUUGCGGGAAAGCUAUACCUUGCUCCUAUUGGCGACAAUCUCCAGCGUGUACUUGACCUUGGUACCGGGACUGGUAUCUGGGCAAUGGACUUUGCAGAUGAACAUCCGUCCGCAGAAGUGCUCGGGACUGAUUUAAGCCCAAUACAACCUAAAUGGACGCCGCCCAAUUGUACAUUUGAAGUUGACGACUUUGAGUCAGAAUGGCUAUAUCGUAAACCAUUUGACUUUAUACAUGCCCGCGAAUUAGAAGGAUGUAUAGCCAACGACGAUCAACUAUUCCAGCAAGCGUUCCAACACUUGGUCCCUGGUGGAUACAUUGAGCUGCAGGCUUGUUAUGGACGUUUCAUGUCUGAUGAUGACACAGCUGAAAGGGCCGCAAAUGCCCAGUUCUGGAUAAAGACUAUAUGCAAGGGCGCGGCGAAGUUUGGCAAACCUUUGGAUAAUGCACCUCAAUGGAAAGAACAAUUGAAAGGUGCAGGAUUUGUGGAUAUCCAACAAGAAAUUCACAAGAUACCUAUUGGCGAGUGGCCUAAAGAUCCAAAACUUAAGGAGAUUGGGAGAUAUCAGUCUGUUCAGGAGCUCAAAUUCGUUGACUCUUACACCCCCGGAGUCUUUGGACGCAUACUCGGCUGGAGCGAAGAAGAAAUACAGGUGUUUGUGGCCAAGGUAAAGAAUGACCUCAAGGAUCCAUCAAUUCAUCUCUACCUCCCGGUCUAUUUUAUCUGGGGGAGAAAACCUUGAUCGUUGUCCUAUACGUACAAGUUUCUGGGACAAGUGGUAUCCGUAGACUGCUAUGAUAUAGGAUGUUGCAAACCUUCUCGCACUAUCUUUAGGCCAGGACUAGUUCCACUUACAAUAGAGGACCUCCUCUACUCCCUUGGUGCAGCCAUAUCGUCGCGAACGCGGCAGCUACUACGGCAGGCUAUAGGGGCGACUGUUGCAAAACCCCAAAAUCCACCACGCAAGUGUCGAAAUGGGCUAGCGGCAUGGACAUCCCGCCCGGCAGUACAUCGCUCCAUGUACCUCAGUGCAGAUUACCUGGAUUGUUUUUCGCAUUCAACAGAUGCAAAUAAAGCGGCGGGGCCACAGCGGACCAGCAAAGCGCAUUUUCA